GAGAGAAAGAGAGGGGGAGAGAGAGAGGAGAGUCCCUCUCUCUUUUCUUCACUUUCCGAAGCUGAAAAGCACUUCACCUUUUCUGCCUCUCUCACGUGCACCAUCUCUCUCUCUGUCUCUGAUAUGUGCAUGUUAAUCUGAAGAGAGGAUGAGUUGAGUUUCGUAUAUAAAAUGAUUGUGGUAUUUGAAUAGAAAAAAGAGCUAAAGAAUCAAAGUCCGGAGGUAAUGCUAAACAAGUGAGGAGAGGAGAAGAGAAGAGAGAAACACACACAAAUACAUAAGAUAAUAAUGCCAUUAUUAGAAGAUCCUCCUUUCAACUUCAUCGUCUAUGAUACCAUCUCUGCAACCCCCUACACCAGCCAAGCUCAAGACUACUCUUCAGAAACCGCCAAUAAUUUCAUACCUCCUAAAAAAUUCUACUACUGCAAUAACGCUGCCGCCAAAAGUAGUAAUACUAGUAUGAUGUUGGAAGCAGCAGGUGGUGGUGGCGGUAAGAAGACGAAGCAGAUGAGCAGCCAUCAGCAGCCGCAAGGGCAAGGGGAAGGGCAAGGGAGGAAGAAGAGAAGGAGAAAGGCAAGGGUUUGCAAGAACAAGGAAGAAGCUGAGACGCAGAGAAUGACUCACAUUGCUGUCGAAAGAAACCGCAGAAAACAAAUGAACGACCAUCUUGCCAUUCUCCGCUCUCUCAUGCCCGACUCUUACGCCCAAAGGGGUGACCAGGCCUCUAUAGUAGGUGGUGCCAUAGAAUUCGUGAAGGAACUUGAGCAUCUCCUACAGUCCCUUGAAGCUCAAAAGCUCCAACUUUUCCAACAUCAACAACAACAUAAUCCAGAAGAUAUUGUCACCACCCCCUCCAAAAUCGUGCCAUCAUCCCCUUUUACACAAUUACUGGAAUACCCUCAGAAGCACUCGUGGUCUCACAGUCAUUGCCCUAACAAUAAGUACACUUCAAAAACCAAGGGGGCUACCGCUGACAUUGAGGUCACGUUAAUUGAGACCCAUGCAAACCUUAAAAUUCUCUCACGCAGAAAUAUUGCAGCAAGAUCACAGCUUCCCAAGUUGGUCGCUGGAAUUCAUUCACUUCACCUCACAAUCCUUCAUCUCACUGUUUCAACCAUGGAUCCAUUUGUUCUCUACUGUAUUAGUCUCAAGAUUGAAGAAGGGUGCUUACUAAGUUCGGCAGAUGACAUAGCAGCAUCACUUCACCACAUGCUUAGAGUAAUAGAGGAAGCAGCUGCCAGGUUAUUGUGUUAAUUAUCUGACUAGAAUCACCACAACUGCUGUGAAUUAAGCUUCUCAAUUUCUUUAUUGUUGGUUUGUAGUUGUAAGCUAGUAGCUACUGAGUUAAUACUCGGUUUUCCUUUUCGGUUGUUUAGUGCACGGUUUCCACAUGUAACCAGAAAAAAAAAACCUCAAUUACAAGAGCAACUUGCAUGAAA
Molecule: messenger RNA, 1439 nt
Organism: Pyrus x bretschneideri (Chinese white pear)
Lineage: Eukaryota; Viridiplantae; Streptophyta; Magnoliopsida; Rosales; Rosaceae
Product: transcription factor bHLH71
Exons: 3
Coding region: 289-1254 (321 amino acids)
Biological process (GO): regulation of transcription by RNA polymerase II
Molecular function (GO): RNA polymerase II cis-regulatory region sequence-specific DNA binding; protein dimerization activity; DNA-binding transcription factor activity, RNA polymerase II-specific
Source: RefSeq, a predicted model, not a curated record